AUGCCCAUCUCUCCCAUGUGCAGAGAUCCUGAACAGUACCCCGAUCCCGAAACCUUUGAUGGAUACCGAUUCUACAAGCUGUGCCAGGUCAAAGAACAAGCCCGGUGUCAGUUUGCUGCAUCCGACAGAGAUGGACCGGGAUGGGAUUUUGGCAAAUUCGCCUGUGUCAAUCUCAGCAACACAGAUCAAACUGGUGAUGAUGGCAUUGCUACUGCAUUAUGA
Aspergillus chevalieri is the source of this 222-nucleotide messenger RNA. RefSeq lists its product as uncharacterized. Lineage: Eukaryota; Fungi; Ascomycota; Eurotiomycetes; Eurotiales; Aspergillaceae. The transcript has a single exon. Gene Ontology annotation, molecular function: iron ion binding; monooxygenase activity; heme binding. The record is from RefSeq and is a predicted model, not a curated record. Bases 1 to 222 code for a protein of 73 amino acids.